UUGGAUCGAGCUUGGGCUGGGACGGUGGGUAGGAUCAGGUUUGGGAGUUUGAGUCCGAUGAAGGGAUCCGACCCGGUAUUGACAGAGAACUUCCCGGUUCCCUCUGAGUGGGAAAAGGUUAUGCGGUGUUCGUACUGAAUGGUUGGAGACGACGAUGAAGCUCACAUGGAAGAACAAGGGCAAUAGUAAGAAGCGAUCUCUUACAACUAUUUCAACCCGUUCAAAUCUUCCUUUUGAGGUACCUGGCGUGGUGGAGGAAGACGAUAGGGCUAAUCCCCAAGUUAAAGAAGUAACCGCCCAGCCGGUAGACCGGAGUGAGGAUGAAGCUUCAGACCGUUCCCUUUCAGACCUCAAACGUCUCGCUGAAUCAUUUCAAGCUCAAGGCAAUACGCUUGCGGAGGGUGGGAAAUUCCGGGAGGCUCUGGGAAAAUGGGAGACUGCUCUUACUUUGAUGCCCGAAAAUGCAGUUUUACAUGAACAAAAGGCACAAGUUCUACUGGAGGUUGGGGAAGCUUGGGGUGCUUUGAAGGCUGCAACCAGAGCUACUGACUUAGAUCCAUCAUGGGCUGAGGCGUGGAUCACCCUUGGUAGAGCACAGUUAAACUUUGGGGAACCAGAUAGUGCUAUAGAAAGCUUUGACAGAGCACUGGCCAUUAAGCCUGAUUCUGGGGAUGUUCAAGAUGACCGACAAACUGCAAUGCGUCUUAUAAAGCGGCGAAAACAGCUCCAUUCAGCUGGGUUGAGCAGUUCUAAAAAUCGUUAUUUGGUGGGAGAGAAGUUGAGCGAUGCUGAUGGUUCAUGAAGUGUAUUCUGGUAAAGGAUCGGAUGUAGUUUGUAAUUUAGGUUCUUAAAGCAGGGUUGAGUUUCCCCAUGAUCAAAAGCAUCGUGUAUGUGUAUUCCGAAAAAAAGAAAAGAAAAUGCCGUAUUUACUCAGGUUUAUUUAGUUUACAAAUCAGUCCUGUGUGUUUUUUAAACUGAAACUAUGAAAAAAAAAAUAAUACAAGUACCUAAACAGGGAAAUGGUCUAAAAUAACUACUUUUAGGCUGCGUUUUGACUGA
Cucumis sativus (cucumber) is the source of this 1059-nucleotide messenger RNA. RefSeq names its product tetratricopeptide repeat protein 33. The record is from RefSeq and is a predicted model, not a curated record. NCBI's taxonomy places the organism in Eukaryota, Viridiplantae, Streptophyta, Magnoliopsida, Cucurbitales, Cucurbitaceae. Bases 155 to 802 code for a protein of 215 amino acids. Gene Ontology annotation, molecular function: protein binding. The transcript has 5 exons.